Molecule: messenger RNA, 582 nt
Organism: Castor canadensis (American beaver)
Lineage: Eukaryota; Metazoa; Chordata; Mammalia; Rodentia; Castoridae
Source: RefSeq, a predicted model, not a curated record
CCUUUUGUUGAAGCAGAAGAAGUUUCUUUACCACUUCAAAAAUGUCCGCUGGGCUAAGGGUCGCCACGAGACGUACCUGUGCUAUGUAGUGAAGCGGCGGGACAGUGCCACCUCCUUUUCACUGGACUUCGGCCACCUUCGAAACAAGAAUGGCUGCCACGUGGAACUGCUCUUCCUGCGCUACAUCUCCCACUGGGAUCUGGACCCCGGCCGGUGCUAUCGGGUCACCUGGUUCACCUCCUGGAGCCCCUGCUAUGACUGUGCCCGUCACGUGGCCGACUUCCUCAGAGGGAACCCCAACCUCAGUCUGAGGAUCUUCACCGCGCGCCUCUACUUCUGCGAGGACCGCAAGGCUGAGCCUGAGGGGCUGCGGCGGCUGCACCGUGCAGGAGUCCAGCUGGCCAUCAUGACCUUCAAAGAAAAUCAUGAAAGGACUUUCAAGGCCUGGGAGGGCUUGCAUGAGAAUUCAGUCCGUCUGUCCAGGCAGCUUCGGCGCAUCCUCUUGCCUUUAUAUGAAGUCGACGACUUAAGAGAUGCAUUUCGUACUUUGGGACUUUGAUGGCAACCUCCUGCAAUGUCACC